AUGGUGGCUGUGGCUCUGCUGCAGCUUUCGACCGCCGGUAAUGGUGGCCUGUGCGGAACCCGUCUCACCGGGAUGGGCAACUCGAGGGGCGGUGCUUCCCACGGAGUUCCACGCGGACUUCGAAGACAGUCCAUGACGAGGUGGGCGAUGAGCUGUUACUCCUCACUUUCGGGCCUUGCUUAUUUGGUUUUUCUCGCUUCUACAUCUUGAUCUCAGCAUCGCCGCCGCUAUAUGCUUUGAAUUUGGUUGCCAGUUUCUCGUAUUUCCUCCCCCCUGACGAGCUUCGAGCGCCGUUUUCCUCCUCUGCCGUGAAAGACGCCAUAUUUUAUCUCUUUGCUGCUCCAAAUUUCCUGAAUGAGAAUUUUCGAAACAUGGGAGCUGAGAGCAGCCCAAUUCUUGUGCUCGCCCAGAUGAUCUUGUUUCUUUACUUCGGUCGAUCUCGGGCUUUUUUUCUUCGGUGUCGAAUCAGUGAUCACAGGUAGAAUGCCCGUAAGUGUGAUAUGAUCUCAUAACAUGUGUAUUAACAUCCGGAACGCAGGAAGAGCUACCCAAAGGCCUGAUUUUUGCUGCUCCAAGUUUCCUGGAUAGGAAUUUUCGAAACGUGGCAGCUGAGGCCAGCCCAGUUCUUGUGCUCGCCCAGAUGAUCUUGUUUCUUUAAUUCGGUCGAUCUUGUUCUUCUGUGUUGAAUCAGUGAUCACAGGCAGAAUGCCCGUAAGUGUGAUAGGAUCUCAUAGCAUGUGUAUCAACAUCUGGAACGCAGGAAGAGGCACCCGAAAACCUGAUUUUCGUUUUAGAUUAUACAAAUUACUUAAUGCCUACCACAUAGCUGUCUCCAUUUUUCUUUGUUGUUAUGGACAGUGUGAAGACAAUUUGUUUUCAGCAUCAGGAAGGAAAAUUUCUGAAUCCAGAGGAAAGUCCCAUUGAUUGUGUAGAGAAAGUUCUAAAGUCUCGAUUUAUGUAAAAGAGAUGUAAAGUACUGAAUCUCAUCGUAAUCUUGUAUUAUGUGGAUGACAGAACUAUGAUAAAGCGAGAUUAUUUCCAUUUGAUCCCAAAUAGAAAUACAAUGAAAGUCAACUACUGAUACGGCUGCAAUGCUGAUAAUCUUACAGGUGCCAGUCAACUACCAAAGAAGCAAAAACCAAUCGAAAUCUACUGGACAAUGCAAGCAAUCUUCUAACCAAUUUGUUGAGCGGAUCAGCCCUUGGAUCAAUGCCAACAGCUGAAGGCGCAGUGACUGAUCUCUUUGGACGCCCUCUUUUCUUCUCACUUUAUGAUUGGUUUAUAGAGGUGACAUACCCUCUUGUUUUCUAAUUCAUUCUGAGAUUCCUUUCAUCUGAGUAUUGAAAACGAAUACUGGAAGUCAUAUGUCCUACAGAGGUUUUUAAUCUGAAAGACUAAAUGAAAUAAAAACUCAGUUGACCCAUUGUGUAAAAUGAAAUGAAAUUCAUUGUGAUUUAUUUUUAGGCUUCUUAUUCGUGAGAGAUGUACAGAUUACUAUUUUUAUAUGAACAUGCAUUGAGAAAUGUUUUCUUGUUAUACCACAUCUUAGAAUUUCUGCUCAUGCUUUCAGUAAACCAAUGUUAAGAAAAAUCUGGCUUUCAUUGCUUCCAUAAAGCUAAUUAGAUCACGAUAAGAACAUGUAGCUGAUAAGAAUCGGUCCCUAGUCCCUACACGCUUGGAAUUUUCGUUGGAAAUUGUCAAAUAUUCCUUUCCCAUACUGAACCUGAUGUACAUACACUUACAUUUUCUUGAAACUGGAAUUGAUAUAUUUUUAUGCAUCAUUACUCGCUUAUGUGUAUAUUUAUGUUUAUAUACUGUCACUCUGAACAAAUCCUGCUUAUAUCUAAUUAACUUUGGCAACUGCUAGGUAUUGUUUGCACAGUAUACUUAAUUAUGCAGUUAGUAAUGACUAAAGAAAUAUACUUCUACUUUUCUGACUGGUACUCUCAACUUGUGGACAUUAUUAAAAAUCCUUGGGAGAAGAGAGUGUUUGCAAGUUUUUUGGAUGGAUUUGGAUUUUUUCUUUUCCCAUGCUGCUUUCCCUGCUUAGUCUUAAUUAUUGUGUCAGCAGCAUGGUUCUGUGUAUAGACUUGCUUUCGGACCAAAGUCAUUUGUGGUGGUAUCAGAUCCGAUUGUGGCAAGAUAUAUUCUCCGAGAGAAUGCAUUUUCUUAUGACAAGGUACGCUUUUAUAUUCUUGGUUUCACUUUGUUUUAUAUCAUUGAAUUCGCCCAUAGACAUUGUUAUUGAGUAUUGCUUCUGAAAAUUUAAUGCAGCUUUUCUCAUCUUCUGCUUAUUAUUAACAUUAUUAAAUCUCAGAUUAGGGAAAAUACAAACUUGAUGAAACUGCAUGAUGAUGGAGGAAUGCUAGAAAAAAUAAUUUUAGCGGUUAUGUCACUUAUUCAUUGAGAGAAAUUAUAUAUUCUUCGGAUAGCUAUGUUCAGUGGAAUUUAAUUUGAUGAUGUUGGAAUGCCUUCUAAACGUCACUCUUGGGCAAAUGAAUUUCUGUUGUCUUUACAUCGGGAGAUUGUAAUCCUCUUGAUAAAUAUGGGGAGAAAGCCCUACUUUUUCAAUAUUUGCAAGUAUUAACAGUAUGGUGUUCUUCAAGAGCGCUGGAUAUUAAGCUGGAUAUUUUACCAUAUUUGUGCACGGUAAAAAUAUGUUUCAUUGCACAGUGGCUUAUAGAAAAAUUCAUCACCAAGCUCAUGAUUGUAGAGGCACAAUGGAGCUUUGGCUCUUAAUGUUGUUGAAAGCUUGAAAGGUUAUGCAGACUGAGAAGCCGAGAAGCAGGCCCCUUUUUGUGGUUGGCUUCUAUAUCUUGGAAAUAUAUUACAUAUCCUAAGAAAAAUACCCAUUUCUUGGGGUUCAUAAUGAAUUCCUCCUCAGAACUCAUUGAGUGAAAAUGAGUCCAGUUCCCUUAAAAAUUUGAAAAAAAAGUACCAGAAUUCUAACGCAAUCAACUAAAUUUAGUUUUCUCCCUUCUUAAUACUUGCGCCACACUUUGAUUUUCGAUGAUAAUAAAUUGUAUGAUUAGAUGAACUAACAGGUAGGAACAACUCGAAAUGACGUGCAGGCCUUUGUUGAGAUGGAAAAUAAUGUUGAUCCACUUUUCAGAUCAUCUACUUCUGGCUUUGUUUGGAGACAUCGACAAGGAAGAUGGGAAUUGCUCUAGACAGCUUCACUGCUCGUUGGGAAUCUAUCUAGAGAAAUCGAAUGCCACAUAUUCCAUUGGAUGAGUUUGGGUAAGGCCAGUAUAGCUGAGUCCACUGCUCACAACUGAUGUCAGUUGGGUGGUGGCCGACUGGUGCUAGUUUCAGGCAAGAAAAUGUUACGGAAGACUAUGUAGCAAUCAAUUCUGUCCCUAAAUUAAAAAGAAACACCAAAUAGUGAAAUAAAUGUAUUAAAUGGUCAUUGGUUCUGGAACUGGGUUCAUAUAAUUAGUGUUUAGACAAAAGGAAUGAUCAUGAUUCUCACUGCAUGAACAUGUGAUGAUGGAUUUUCCCCCCUUCUUUCUUUGUAAAAUCAAAUGAAAAGCACCGAAUCAUUCAUUAGGAGGGAUAGUAAAUCACUAUGGUAUUUAUCUGUUGCUGUUGACAUAAUUAUCUAGGUUUGGUAUAAAGCAUCUUACUACGUCAUAAAUUUAAACGAUGCUAUAUCAAUUUUUUAUUUAAGAAACUAUUUUUCAUGUCUUUUAAUCUUUCAAAUUAAACUUUCAUACGAAGGAUCACUGGCAUGCUCUGACUGGUGGAUUCAGUCGAGGGUAUAUAUAUGCGUUGGCUGAAUCUUGCAUUCCUGCAGUUAUAUCCCACUUUCUUUUUUAGGUGAAUCUACUGACCAUUGGCUUGAUUUGGUCAACUGGGGUAUGAUGAGAAUUACUCUGGUUGACUCGGUUGUAGGACCCUGACCCUGUAUAUUGCUAUUUUUCCUUACUUUUAAAGUUCGGAAAAAAGUUUAUGUUUUUCAUUGAGUAACAAUCUUUUGAAGAAAUCUAAUCUCUGAAAGAGCUACCCUAUGCCCUUCCCUGGUAUAUUGUAUCGCAAAGUCCUCUCCGAAACAAUUUGCAGUUUGAUUCCUUGAUGACAAGUCUGGUUUUUCUUUUCUUGGACCUGGGGAAUUUUUUAACUUUGCAAGCUGGAAGCCUUGAUACCUUUUCCCUAACCUCGUCAUGGCAAAAUCGUAAAGAGAAUUGAUACAUUCUUGGCUGUAUAUUUUUCCCAGGGAGUGCUUGCUGACAUCCUAGAACCUAUAAUGGGGAAAGGGCUAAUUCCAGCAGAUCUAGACACCUGGAAGCAGAGAAGAAGAGGUUUGUAUUGUGUACACUUCAGUCAGUUUUCAUCUUCCUGGCGAUUGGCGUUAGUCUGAUAAUAAUUUUUUUUCUUUAUCCUUGUAGUCAUUGCUCCGGGAUUUCAUUCUUUGUUCCUCGAAGCCAUGGUUAAAGUUUUCACAAACUGUUCAGAGAGAACCAUAUCGAAAAUUGAGUCGCUUCUAGAUAAUGAUGCCAGCAAAGGAGAGGAAAUUGAAUUGGAUCUUGAGGCAGAGUUCUCAAGUCUGGCACUUGAUAUUAUUGGGUUGGGUGUGUUCAACUAUGACUUCGGUUCUGUCACAAAAGAAUCCCCUGUGAUUAAGGUUUUGACCCCAAAACUUAUUUCUCUUAUGGCCAUUUAAAUUUUUUAUGUUUGAUCAGUUUUUUUUCUCUCUCCUAACCUCCUGGACAGUUCUUGAUAUGGUCAUGCUCAAUCUCCAAUUUAGCCCUGAAAUGCAACAUAAUCCUUACUUUUCCGAUUUCUACAUAUAUUAUGCGAUUAUUAAACAAUUCGAGCUCAUCUUCUCUCCGAAAAGAUGUUUAAUUUUGUGAUUAUGCAAAAAUUAGUUAAUAAAUCAUUGAAUGGAAUAUGGUAAAUUCAAAAGAUAAAAAUGGAAGAGAAUGAGAUCUAACUGGGUGCAUAAAUGCUGCAUCUGGGUGCUGAGGGGACGUUUUCAAUGGGAAUCAUCAGAUGGAAAUGUGAAUUCAUUUGUGAUGAAUAACCACUCGCUAACUCACAAGCAGGCCUCUCAGAGAGCUCUAUUGUAACAGAUGAGUUUACAAUGUGUAGUAGAUAAUCUUUAUUAGUGCGUUGUAAAAGGAAAGUAACUGCUUCAGAACAAGUUGAAAAUAACAGAUGAAUACUUUUUACAUUAUGACUUCUAUAAUAGUAGGAGAUUGAGAGAUUCUGUAAAUAAAAGAAAAGAUUUUCUAUUAAUGCGGUUGCAUAUAGGUUGUCAAAGUAUCUUAUUACCAACAUUGGCAUUUUACAAUGCAGGGAAAUGGUCAUUGAUUUCAAUAACUUUUUUCUCAUAGUAACAACUUCUAGAAUGUCAUCUGGUACCAUACGGCAUUUUGGCAUUCUUUGGCCAUUCCUGUAUCUAGAUGAAUAAAACUUUAACAAUCAUGGAUCUGGAAAAUUAUAUGAUUUAUUUAUUUCAAUGUAGUUCGUAUGUUUUUUUCAAUAUUAUGAUUAUUAUUAAUAAGACGAGACUCUGGAUAGUAACGUCAAAAGUUGUGAAGUUUUACUUAGCUCUCUUAAAUUUUUGACAGGCUGUUUAUGGAACUCUUUUUGAAGCUGAGCACCGAUCAACUUUCUAUAUUCCCUAUUGGAAUCUUCCACUGGCAAGAUGGAUAGUCCCAAGGCAGCGGAAGUUCUAUGGUGAUCUCAAAGUUAUCAAUGAUUGUCUUGAUGAACUUAUCCGAAAUGCAAGAGAAACAAGAGAGGUGAACCAAAAAUCUGGUUAUAAUUGAUUUUAUGGUUUAAGAUAGUCCACAGGGAUUCAGUGGCAGUUAUUAGCUUCAAUCACCUGUCUGAUGGUUCAGAAAUUCUUUUUUAACUUGCUCACAUUACAAAUCUCUUGGAUGUUACAUUCCUAUGAUUUAUAUUAUAUUUAUUAACUCUUGAUGAACGUAUGUCUCUUAAUUUCACAUAAUUACUUUAAUAUUUUAUAUCAUACGACUUCGAUAUUUUCUUCAACAAAAUGGAAAAUUGGAAUGAUGAUCAAACUCAACGAAGGGUAUGGCUGAAAACAUUAACGUUCAUAAAACGAAACGUAAGUGUUUCUAUUCGGAAAAAAAUUAUAGAAAAUUCAUUGAUGUUUGUUUUCUUAAUUUCUGGGGUUUCGUGAAUGAACAGUCAGACUUGUGUUAAAAUAUUCUUCAGUUAAUUUCGGAAGGAAUUAUGGAAGACAUUAUCAGUUUUAGGAUUUAACUUUCUUUUUCUUCUAACCUUGUAUUCCCAACGAUAAUUAUAGAAACAUUUUAAUUUCUUGGGCUUCAUUUUUUCUUGAACUCGACGAGACGUUCGAGUUUAUGUUACUUGAAAAGUUGAUCCAUAUUACUCUAUUUAAUCCAGAGAAAUCCAACAACAUGGCAGACCAACUCUGUUUAUUUGACGAAAUUAGUUGCAUUUAUCAUGUUUGACUCAUACUUUGUGUGGAUAAGAGCCGUGCUAAUAUGCUGAAAAAGCUUUGUUUUUUUCCAGGAAACUGAUGUUGAAAAACUUCAGCAAAGAGACUACUCAUCAUUGAAGGUGGGGCUAGCGUUUAUGAUGGACUAUUAGUAUAUUAUAAAAUUUGAACAAUUAAUAGAGCUGCUUAUAAGUUAUAUCUUGUUAAACCCCUCACCAAUUAGGUUUGUCACUUGUGCUUACAUAGGAUGCUAGCUUACUGCGGUUUCUUGUUGAUAUGCGAGGAGCUGAUGUUGAUGAUCGCCAGGUUAAUACUUAUACCCAAGAUUAUGUGUACAUUCUCAAACUUUAACGCCCUGUAGGUAUUUGGGUACCUUGAGACACUCAAUAUGUAAUUCAGCUUUGUUUGUGUGAACAGCUUAGAGAUGAUCUCAUGACCAUGCUCAUCGCAGGACAUGAAACCACUGCAGCUGUUCUUACAUGGGCUGUUUUCCUACUUGCCCAAGUACGAAAGGAAAUACUUUAUUCUAUAUUUUUAUGCUUCUUAGAAAUUAUUAUGUGGAGAAAUUUCCAGGACUUGAACGAAACUCCUGCUGGAUGAAAGAUAUUUGCCUUUUUCCAUUUUUAACAUCAAUUCUCUGAAGCACAGAACCCUUCCAAAAUGAGGAAAGCUCAGCUGGAGGUGGAUUCUAUACUUGGCCAAGGAAAAGCAACGUAUGAGAGCAUCAAAAAACUAGAGUAGGUCAUUGAACUUAUACUCUAUCACAUUGUGCUGUUGAAGACGUAUUACUAUCGGAACAUCCUAUUUUCCUACUCCCAAAAUUCUUGAAAUACUAUUGACGUAAGAUGUUUCGCUAUACUUGUCACUACUGCCAACUUUUCUUUUCCUUGUUAGAGGUUGGUGUUCUACUGUUAGUAAAGUGAACAGCAUACUACUAUCGGGUUGCUUGAACUGCUGCUUUUUCUAAAGUGGAAUAAUAAAAAAAUACCUUUUAUUUCUGUGAGCUAGCCGCAACUUUUCAUGCUAUGGGUUGCUAGUUACCCUGCAGUAUGAUGGGUUUGUGUGCUUCUUUUAUCGGGGAUUCUAGAUUUGAGGGAGAAUAUACUCAUGCAUUCACUGAAAUUUCCUUAGCUAUCAUACUCCUUUGGCUUCACUUGUAGUCUUAUGUUAUAAGAAAAUGAUAGUGAAUUGUCAUCUUGUCUUAUUUAAUAUGGGGUUAAGUAUCCUUCAUUCCAGGAUCUUCCAGGUAUAGCUGUUUUUCUUGCCUAGAACACAUGUUUCUUGUCUCUGUCUGUUGCUGAUAAGGAUUCAUUGUGUUUUCACCAAUGAAUGAGCAUUAGCCUAUGUAUAACGUAGAUGAAUUCUAUGAUACCAUUGGAUUCAUUGUGACCAUGCUGGAGAAAUCUGUGUCAUUAGUGCUCAUGAACAUGUUUGAGAAGUCUAUGCAAUUUGAAAAAUCCCCUGCCCUCUCAGCAGAUGUAGACUCCACCUAAAGUUGCCAUUAAGUUAGAGGGAAGCUUCUAUUAUAUCUGACCAGAUUGGAGCCUGUGCCCAGUUUUCCGGAUUAUGGGACAAGACAUAGGAGAUUCUCGAAGGAUCUUUUAUUUUUCACCUGAUGUAAUUCUAUGUCGCAUGAACAUUGCAUGUUUAUUCCUCCGUGGCUAUCUGAUCAAACCUUAUUUUACAUCAUCUUGAUCUGAUGAUUACUAAAAUUUUAGUAUAGACCCUAAACGGAUAGCAACAAGUUAUAAUAUGUGCUACGCGAAAACCUUCGCUAAUGCAAAUUUGACUUAUGUAGAAAUCGGGUUCGAAUUCAUGGAUGAUUCUUUUGCCUCUGAAAGUUAUGAACCAUGUAUUAUUUCUAUAUUCGUCCUAUUCAUAAACCUUUGGGAAAUGUACAAGCUACAAAAAUCAAGUACUGCGUAGUAGGGAUGCUGGAGGGCAUGGUGGAGCAAUGAAAAUAUUCUACGGUCAACCCAUGUGGAAUCCUUGAAAGGGCCCACUUCGAGCUGCAGAAAAUUGAUUGACCCGUAUAAAGUUUUUACUUUUAUCAAUAUGCUGCUAUUUCGCAUAAUUUCUGUCUAAAUUAUCUCUCUUUUUUUCAUUUCUUAUGGGAUCCAUGGUAAGUCAAAGUUCAUGUCUGGAAAUCAAUUUACAUUCAUUUUUUUUUUAAGGAUAUUAAUUGAAUUUGGUGAAGCAACAUGAAAAAUAGGUGGGUGGAGGAUUAGUAACUCUUAACUGCUACUCAACCAGACCGGGAUUCAUGAUUCUUUGUCCUCACAAAGUGAAAAAUCUCUACUGUCCACUUUAUCGACAACAUACUCUUGUUUGGCAACUAGAGGGAACCUCUUGCAAGCCUAAGAUGCUCUUGCUUCGCAUCUAGAGUAGGAAACUAUAUGCCUGACAUCUAUAUUUUAAUAUGUGUCUAUUUCUUUGAUUUUGUUUCACUUUCAUCGUUUCUGAAUUACGUGUUUAUAUUGGAAAUUAGGAUAGAAGAGCCCUGUGAAUGACAAGUAAUUGAUUGUAUGUAUUUAGAUUUUACAUAUGCUCUGAAAUAAUAUUUGGUUGGGGAAAGUAUAACUAUUAUCCAUCUUUGCAGGUACAUGAGGCUUAUUGUAGUGGAGUCUCUCCGAUUGUACCCGCAACCUCCUCUGCUUAUAAGACGCAGUCUGAAAUCUGACAAAUUACCAGGUAUAUCCACAUCUAACAUGAAGAAAGCAUUUCAGUUUUUAUAGUGUGCAUGAUUGUAAUAUUCCUUUUGAUAUGAGGGGAAGUGCUGUUUCAGUGACUAGAUUCGUUACAGAUCUAGUUUUAGGGGACUGCAUGCUUACCAUAUUUGGUUAAGAACAAAGGUUUUUAAGCCAAGGAUCUUCAAGAUCUGAUUUUGUCCUAGUUUCCUGAUUUUCAAGCUUUCUGAAAGAGGAGAUAGAAAUGUUUCGAGGCCCUGUGUAUGGGAGUUCCUGCAGAAACCAAACCCUAGUGUGAAAAUAUUUUAGUUUUGUUAACAGUAAUGGAUUGGAGGCUAUAUCUCCCUUGUCAUAGCUUUAAAAUAUAAAUUUACAGUUUCCUUUUAAAUGACAAUUUAAACCUUAUAACGUCGUUUAUAUGUCAAACAUUGCUGAUGAACAUACAAGUUGCAUUUCUUCAGACCGACGGUGAAGCACAAACAGAGUUCAUGGAGGAAUCAUGUAAGAAGGCAAAAAGGAUGAGUUCUAUAUCGAAGGGCAUUAAAUUGAUUAUAAAAACAUAUAGACUAUCCAAAUCAAGCCUUUAUUCUUGGGUGAAACUUCCUAAGAUCCAAAAAGCUUACCAUUAGCAGUGAUCUUCCAGAAAGUGUCCUUUUAUUUCCUCCAGAAGAUUAGAAGGUGUGUGGUAUGUGAUUGUAUAUGAUUUGGAGAGAGAGAUCUAUGUGGAGACGGGAUGAUUCUUAUCUCGUAUAGGCAGUUUCAGAAAAUCUUUUUAAUAGACCUUGUUCAAGUAAAACCUAUGGAAUAUUUUUAUAUAUAUAUAUUCCUUUAUUUUUGUUGGUUGCUUCUAGCGGGUCAGAUCUUAUUCCAAAAAUAGAGUUCAGGAAGGAGCAUGAACAAUGUUUAACUGUCACUGGAGUUUCCCUCUGCAGCUGGGAACCUCUAGUAGGAUGAUCCAUUCAUUCAUCCUUAUCACAUAGUGUACAUCUCAUGACUCUAGAAAAGAAACUGAGAUGCUUCAUUUCAUAUUUUAUUAGGUUUAAUUCCUUCAGAUGAUAAUUUGAUUGAUAUCACCUAUGAUUUAAUUUCUGAAUGUUCAUCGUACUGAUUUCUAGGAGGAUACAACGGUGAUGGAAAUGGAUAUGAAAUCCCUGCGGGAACAGAUUUAUUUAUUUCAGUGAGUAAAAUAUUUUAUUUCUAAUUUCUCCUAUCCAUAAGUUCUUUAUAUUAUUUUAUAUUUUGAAGUAACAUUCUUUGAUGGUUCCUUGCUUUCUUAAUCAUAUCUACUGAAUGAUUUUUCCUUUUUCAUAAUUGUUUUUUGAUAAAAAAAAUUAUAUUAGCUUGGUGUUUGAAUUAUUCUCUUGGAAAUAAAAGGAAGGAAUUUAUAUUUCAAGUGUAAUUAUUUGCAAACAUAAUGUAUUCCAGAUGCUCACAGAGGAUAAGUUGAUGGGUUAAACGAAACCACAAAGAUGAAUAGUCGGAAAAUUAAAUUUUCAGAAAAUAAGCUGAAUGGAUCCUGGCAGCUCGAGGAAAUUACUCGAGAAUCGAUAAAUAUGCAGUUGCUAAAUUCUUUAAUGACUUCUUAUGAAGCCAUACUAUUAGGCCGUUGACAUCAGUCUCACCAACUUGGGAAGAGUUUUACUUCCUGUUUUAGUCAGGCAAUUGUAAAUUUUUCUUUUAAGUAUGGCACUUAUAUGUGAAGCUGAAUCUCCUAUAAUCUCCCUCCACUUAUUUUCAUUAAAUUCAUCAAAUCUCUAGUAGGAGACCGGGAGGAGCCUAAAUUGAGAAACAUAAUGGCUUCUACUCUUAGUAUUCUGCCCUCCUCUUGGUGCAAAUUUUUACUAGAUAUGACUAUGUUCUUUCCUCCAAUUCUUAUCAGAAGAUGUGUCCCUCUCCGUAUUGAUCCCCCAGGUUUCUGAUUCUUACUUAGCUGAAAUGAUUUGCCUGGGCAUAUGUUUCUCUAGGUAUACAACUUACACAGGUCUCCAUACUUUUGGGACCGGCCUAAUGAAUUUGAGCCAGAGAGAUUCCUAGUCCAGAAGGACAGUGAUACCGAAGGCUGGGCAGGUUUUGACCCAGAGCGAAGCCCAGGAGCUUUAUAUCCAAAUGAGGUCCUUUUUUUAAUCUUAUUUUCUCUCUCCCCAACCAGGAUAUUAUUAUGGGCAGUUCUCGUGUUCUUGCUGAUGCCUGGAGAAUUUUUCUUGCAGAUAAUCUCAGAUUUUGCAUUUCUGCCUUUUGGCGGGGGACCACGCAAGUGUGUUGGGGACCAGUUCGCCCUCAUGGAAUCCACCGUAGCCCUGGCUUUGCUGCUACAGAAGUUCGAUGUGGAGUUGAGGGGGUCGCCCGACGCAGUGGAACUUGUCACCGGGGCGACGAUUCACACGAAGAACGGUCUCUGGUGUAAAUUGAGGAGGAGAGCUUGA
Messenger RNA from Spirodela intermedia, 11543 nucleotides. Lineage: Eukaryota; Viridiplantae; Streptophyta; Magnoliopsida; Alismatales; Araceae. The record is from the annotation of a GenBank genome assembly.